Molecule: messenger RNA, 411 nt
Organism: Antrostomus carolinensis (chuck-will's-widow)
Lineage: Eukaryota; Metazoa; Chordata; Aves; Caprimulgiformes; Caprimulgidae
Gene: INSYN1
Product: inhibitory synaptic factor 1
Exons: 2
Biological process (GO): inhibitory postsynaptic potential
Cellular component (GO): postsynaptic density
Source: RefSeq, a predicted model, not a curated record
GUGGUGAGCCAGAUCGACCGACUGACGUCCGACUUUGAGUUUGAGCUGGAGCCAGACGACUGGACGACAGCGACAGCCAGCAGCACCUCCAGCAGCGAAAAGGGGGGAGGUACCUUCGAGCUGGGACCCCUCGAUUUCACCACCUCCGACGCCAGCCACAGCUCCCAUCAUCUCGCCAGCCCGAUUAUCACCGUCCAGCCGGCACGCGGGAACGGGUCCGAUUCAGCCCAGCCACAGCUCCCAUCAUCUCGCCAGCCCGAUUAUCGGCUGAUGAAUGGUGGGAUCCCCAUCACCAAUGGUCCCCGGGGUGGUGGAACCCCAGAUUCAUCCAGCGAGGAAACCUUUGGCACAACAAUCAGCCAGAAGACCCCACAUCACCGUCCAGCCGGCACGCGGGAACGGGUCCGAUUC